Molecule: messenger RNA, 1804 nt
Organism: Penaeus chinensis
Lineage: Eukaryota; Metazoa; Arthropoda; Malacostraca; Decapoda; Penaeidae
Product: serine hydrolase-like protein
Exons: 2
Coding region: 145-1104 (319 amino acids)
Molecular function (GO): catalytic activity
Source: RefSeq, a predicted model, not a curated record
UUUAUUUUCAAGACCAAAAUGGUGAAAAGUGAGAAUCGUCAAGCCUUUCGUUGAAUGUUGAAACAUUACAUUCACGGCACAUAAUUAAUGAAGAAACCGUAGAGGCGCCCCCCUCGCUCCUUCCGCAGAGAGGGCGCCGAGAGCAUGGCCCGCGCGGCGCCGUCGUGGCGAGAGGUGAGCGUGCCCGUCGGCUGGGGCGCCCUCCGGGGAAAGACCUGCCUGCUGGGGGAGGCGAAGGGCGGCGCCCCCCUGCGGGUGCUGGCGCUCCACGGCUGGCUCGACAACGCCAACUCCUUCGACGCCCUGGUGCCCCUGCUGCCCGCCGGGCUGGAGGUGCUGGCGCUGGACCUGGCGGGCCACGGCCUCUCGGACCACUUGCCGCCCGGGGCCCGCUACGACGCCAUGACGCAGCUGGUGCACCUUCGCGAGGCAAUGAGGCGGCUCGGCUGGACCGACUUCGUGAUCCUGGCGCACAGCUGGGGCGCCCUCGUCGCCAACUACUACGCGGCCCUGUACCCGCAGGACGUGCGGGCGCUGGUCGUCCUGGACUACCUGAGGCCCUUCCACAAGGAGGAGCGGCUGGCGACGUGGCGGGCGGAGAACCGGCUCAUGCAGCGCGAGGAGCGAGGCCAGGGCAGGGCGCGGCGCGUGUACUCGGAGGCUGAGGCCCUGUCGCGCUUGGUGGCGGCGCGGAAGGGCGGCGACAGCAAGCAGCUUCCGAACGUGGACGAGGCCGCGGCGAGGAUCCUCCUGCCCCGCGCGGCGCGGCGCGUGGACGGCGGCCUCGCGUGGAGGCACGACGAGAAGGCGCGGACGCGGUACACCAUGCUCUACGGCAGCGACAACUGGAUGUACGUGAUCUCGCACAUCACGUGCCCCGUGAUGGUGGUACGCGCCGACGACGGCAUCUGCCAGCAGCCCGACGACCUGUACGCGCCGGUGCUGGCGGCCUACCGGCGGUCCGCCCGCGUCUUCCGUUACCACAGGGUCGCCGGCGCCCACCACGUGCACCUGACGCACCCCGAGCGCCUGGCGCUGAGCGUGACGCACUUCCUGACGCAGGACGUGGCGGCGACAAAGGACAAGUCCGCGUCCAAGCUGUAGAAGCCACCGCAGGAACAGGCUCUUGGUUGUAAUUGCUAAGUGAUUUUAUAUCUUUUGUUUGCAAGAUCACCGCGGAGGCAGUCGCUGGUAGCGACGUAAUGUAAGCGCUACACAAAUGUCAAAAAGAGCUCAUUUAUCAAUUUGUGUGAAGUGUAAGACAUCUAAAUUCUGCGACUUUCUCCCGAUAUAUCUGUAUGCUUGUGCCCAAAACAUAAUAAGGUAAGAAAAAUGGCAAAUUUUUGUGUGCAAUCUACUUUAACCGUGGGAUAAGUCAUUAUAGUUACACAUGCAUAUCCUUCCAUCCGAGUUCAUCUUACUAGUCAUUUCUUUUCUUCGAAUUAUUAGUUACAAGUCAUAUGAUUGUAGUUAAAACAGCUCCAACAUUAUCUUUCCAGUGGUAAUAUAUAAAUCUUCCAUCUAGGCAAGUUCACCUUCUUGUAGAACAGUAAUGACUAAUAUUUCUCGUGUUCUGAUAACUUUGAGAGAGUGAUGUCUAGUUUUUAAAAGCGUUGGAAUCUUUUUUUUUCUGUUUCGAGGGUCCUUUAAUUACAUUGAAUGUAUGUAUUGACCUUUUGUUAAGUUUUGUAGAAAUAUAAUACGGACAGGUUUGAUUUUUAGUGGAUCAUCAGUUUCGGACACACACACACACAUACACACACACACACACACACACACACACACACACACACACACACACUAC